AUGUCUAAAGAAGAAAAUACAAGCCAACAGAGUAGCUCCGCUCAGGAUGAUGAUGAGCCGGACGAAUGGGAUAAGAGGAUCUUUAGCACAGGAUGCGCAGACGAAAAUGCUAAGUUGACUGAUUGUUACUUCGAAAAGAAGGAUUGGCGAGCUUGCAAGAAAGAGAUGGAGAUAUUCAGAGCUUGCUGGAAGAAACACAACAACGAUGAGAGGACAUCUACAAAAGAUGCAUGA
Annulohypoxylon maeteangense is the source of this 234-nucleotide messenger RNA. RefSeq lists its product as uncharacterized. The record is from RefSeq and is a predicted model, not a curated record. Gene Ontology annotation, biological process: mitochondrial respiratory chain complex IV assembly. Gene Ontology annotation, cellular component: mitochondrial intermembrane space. The coding region runs from base 1 to 234 and encodes 77 amino acids. The transcript has 4 exons. Lineage: Eukaryota; Fungi; Ascomycota; Sordariomycetes; Xylariales; Hypoxylaceae.